AUGGAAACGCAGUAUGAAAAAUUCGAGACAGAAGACUCUAUUCCCGACAGUUCCUCAGAAGAUGUGAGCCGAUGGAGGCCAGUAGCAAGAAGCCAGUUUCUGCUUUUAGAGAGGUCAUCCAAGCUCCAAAGAAGGUUUAAGAAGAGGUAUAAUUUCUUAUAUGAAAACGAUCUCCCUGCUGAAAGACAGGGUCUGAAGAAGCAAUUGAAAAAGUAUAAAGAUCCGAAGCGCAUAAGUGAAAUAGAAGAACGUAUAUCAUGGAUUGAUAAACAAAUGAAGUCUGAUUCAACGAAGAAUAUUGAUACAGAAAUAUUGGCGAAUCAUAAAAAGAAAGAGAGAGAAGCAACAAAGCAGGGGAAACGUCCCUUUUAUCUAAAGAAAUCUGAAAUACGGAAACAAAGGCCGAUUGAGAAAUAUAAUCAGCUCAAGUCAUCUGGCAAACUUGAAGCAUUUGUUGAGAAAAGGAGGAGAAGGAAUGCUGCCAAGGACCACAGAUACAUGCCGUAUCGUAGAUCUGGUGAUGCGGAAUAAAUUUUGUAGCUUUAACAUUAUUUCUUAGGCUAUAAUAAUUAUAUACUGGAAUAUAGGACCAAAAAGAAAAGUAUCUAUGUGUUUUGGCUGCCCAGCUUUGGGGAUUGAAUAUUGACGUUUGUUGAUGGCCUUUAUUAAUUAUUAGGGAAUGAAUUGGUGACACUAGGCUACUAGGCAGUCUUUUUGAUUCCGUGUUAUGUACUUGUGGGAGGGAUGCCUUUUGCAUUAUCAUUAGGUCACAUGUUUUAGGCACCGUUUGUUUAAGAUUUUUCUCAGAAAUGAAAAUCUGAAUUUGAAAAAA
This is a messenger RNA of Vigna unguiculata (cowpea), 832 nucleotides long. RefSeq lists its product as uncharacterized. NCBI's taxonomy places the organism in Eukaryota, Viridiplantae, Streptophyta, Magnoliopsida, Fabales, Fabaceae. The record is from RefSeq and is a predicted model, not a curated record.